This is a messenger RNA of Seminavis robusta, 603 nucleotides long. Lineage: Eukaryota; Bacillariophyta; Bacillariophyceae; Naviculales; Naviculaceae. The record is from the annotation of a GenBank genome assembly.
AUGAAGACCGCCAUCCUCGCCUCUCUUAUUGCCACCGCCGCCGCCUUCGCACCUGCCAAGGAUGCCGCCCGCACCACCGCCUUGAACAUGGCCUUCGAGGACGAACUUGGCGCCCAAGCUCCUCUUGGAUUCUUCGAUCCCCUUGGCAUGGUUGCUGAUGGAGACCAAGAGAAGUUCGACCGCCUCCGUUAUGUUGAGAUCAAGCACGGACGUAUCUGUAUGCUUGGAGUUGUUGGAUACCUCCUCAACGCCGCCGGUGUCUACCUUCCAGGAGACAUUGACUACUCCGGAACCAAGUUCUCUGAUCUUGGAUACGGAUGGGAUGCUUCCUUCGCCGUCCCCGUUGCCGGUGCCCUCCAAGUCUUGGCCUUCGUUGGCCUUUUGGAGCUUGCCGUCAUGAAGGACAUUGAAGGAACCGGAAACGAACACGUUGGUGACUUCCGUAACGGAGCUCUUGACUUCGGCUGGGACUCUUUCGAUGAGGAGACCAAGCUUACCAAGCGUGCCCUUGAAAUCAACCAAGGACGUGCCGCCCAAAUGGGUCUUUUGGGACUCAUGGUCCACGACAAGCUUGGAAAUGUUGAAGACUUCUUCCCCAACUAA